Ostertagia ostertagi is the source of this 387-nucleotide messenger RNA. The record is from the annotation of a GenBank genome assembly. Lineage: Eukaryota; Metazoa; Nematoda; Chromadorea; Rhabditida; Trichostrongylidae.
AUGAAGUUAAAUUACAUCUCGGCUAUACCCAACCUAAGCGGCAAACUACAAGCGCUUCUGCGAUUGCUUUUCUCAAAUGUCGGUGUGGAGUGUUGUGGAGUGUUGUCUGUCCUUCUGCAGAUGUGCGGCAGUUCGUUCGGUGGCGGCACGUUCUUCGACGAUGGCGGUCAGCCGUUAUGCGAGACACACUAUCACGAGCGUCGCGGCUCGUUGUGUCACGAAUGUCGCGCACCGAUCUCAGGCCGUUGUGUGACGGCAAUCGGCAGGAAAUUCCAUCCAGAGCAUUUCCGAUGCUCUUACUGUAAUCGACAGCUCACCAAAGGCACCUUCAAGGAGGUUGAUCGUCGUCCAUUCUGUCAUAAAUGCUACAAUAACACUUAUGCCCUC